This is a messenger RNA of Amoebophrya sp. A120, 1727 nucleotides long. The record is from the annotation of a GenBank genome assembly. Lineage: Eukaryota; Dinophyceae; Syndiniales; Amoebophryaceae.
GUCAGUUUUGCUGUGUUUGAGUAAAGACGUAGGUGUGAUGCAGAAGCAGUCGCCGAGUCGUUCUUCUUCUUUCUCAAGCGCUAGUUGAAAAGGAGAGGGAGUCCUACUGCUAAGUUGUCGACAAACAUCAUGUGUUGGUCGCCCCAAGUUGCUGGGGGUUUCGCGUUCGCCGAGACCCUGAUACUGAUUUACCUGUAUCGCCGCAACUGGCUUUUUGACCGCUCCAACGUGUAUUUUCAAAUUCCAUUGGUGUUGCAGGAGAUUCUGCAAGCCCUGCUGUGGCCCUUCGUCGAGCGAACGCGCAUGGGCAACUAUUGGUGGGAAGCGACGUGGGAAGAUCCGGCGCUGCACCGGUGCAGCUACGCGAACUCCGUGCUCUCGUGGCUGAUCGCCGUCGUGGUGAAUGGGACAAUGGUGGUUUGGCAGAUGCACAUUAACUGGGAACACCAGAACCAUGACAAGCAGCUGCAAAGCGGCACCGCACCGGACUGGCUUGUGCGGGUUGGACCGUUGAACGAUUCCAAGAGGGUGGGGCAAUACGGGCGGAGCCGGAGAGCGGCGUUGCAGCUGGUGCUUCGCUGUUGGGGGGUGUUUGUCAUUUUUCUGGGCUAUUUUCUGCUGAUCGAUAAUCCCAACUUGAUGAGACGAGUUGUUGACACAUCAAGUGAACUGACGAGCAACAGUCGCAGUGGAGUGGAUCUGGCAGCUGCUGUGCCUUCUCCUACAGCUGCAGGAGCUCCUUCUGCACCGAACGGCGUUUUACUUGGGUCCUCGGCUGGACACAUCGACCAGGCAGAUGGGAUUUCCGCUGUAGUUCCUGGAGGUGCGCCGGUGGACCUUAGUGCCGCUGCUCUGAGCGAGGUUCUGAUGACGAGCGGCGGCGAGGGUUUGUGGGUGGCACGCUGCACGAGCCGAGGCCCUUUCGGACACCAAGUCUGGUCGAUGGUAGCGUGGCCCUAUAAAGUGAUCGAGUUGUUUUUCUGCACUGCCUACACCGCGAUGGCUGGAGCCUUCAACAUCCUGACCCGUCCGAGCUUGAUUCCGUAUGCGUUCCAGCACAUCAACACCUAUUGCUUUUUUGUGUACCUGUUGCUCGGCGCCGAGGCCGGGAGCGUGUGGUGUUGGUGGGCCAGUUGUUUGUGCCUCGUGUACUUGGUGGAGCCCUAUUUGCUCAAGUACGGAAACUGCCUGGAUUGCGCGUAUCUGGACCGCAGCCCGGAGGCGCAGAAGUGGCGCACGACGGACUGGCGGGAGACGUGGCAGCAGACCCAGAGCGAAGCCGAUCGGCAGAACGUGCUCAAGCGACAGGUUUUUGGCUGGGUUUGGGACCGGUUCGACGAUCUGGGACUCUCUCCGUGGCGCGAAGAGCAAAAGCGAGGUGACGUUGGUAGUGCUGAUGUUCUGCGAAACCUAGAGAAAGAAAAUCUGUCUCUGCUUGGCAAAGACGGCGUCAGUGACAUGACCCACGUUAAAAAUAAGGUUGAUAGUAGCGCCGAUGCGGGCGGGGCACGGCAGCACACGACCGCAGCUGGGGAGACGGAACUCCGUAAUAAACAAGAACUGGACAGCGUGAACCAGAUCAAAAACAGUGUUUGAGGGAGGUUGUAGUACUAGAGCUAUAUCAUCACACUGCUUGGAGUGUUGACACGCUUUCCGUUCCAAGAACUCCGGAGUGUUGCUUUCGCGGAAACCGCCCGCCGAGAGAGGCGAAAGUAAGCGAAGCCAAU